This is a messenger RNA of Pseudophryne corroboree (corroboree frog), 2689 nucleotides long. It is a transcript of the gene DCST1, whose product is annotated as DC-STAMP domain containing 1. Lineage: Eukaryota; Metazoa; Chordata; Amphibia; Anura; Myobatrachidae. The transcript is spliced from 18 exons. The record is from RefSeq and is a predicted model, not a curated record. Bases 560 to 2404 code for a protein of 614 amino acids. Gene Ontology annotation, cellular component: membrane.
GGAAGUGUACACGCGCUGUGACCGUUAUCCGCGCCCGCGCUGUUGAGGUAACUGUGCUCCCGGAGACAGAUCCGCCCCUCACGGGGUCCCAGGGGCGGAGGAGACCGGAGACACCCGGCCGUGACAGAGGAGGCGCCCCCUGUGUAGUGUCCUGCGGGCUGCUGCACCUAUGGCCAUGGCUGUGUGUAUGGAAGAGCCAAUGGGAGAAGCUGGCCAGAGAAGGAGACUCCCACCAAAGGAGAAGAAGCUGAACACAAUCAAAAAAUUCCCUCUUAGGUGUGAAGUAUGCGGUGGAGCCAUCUGCUUAGCCCUCCACGCACCUGCAGGACACUCCUGUUUGAACAGCUCAGAUUAUGCAGAAUAUCCAGGUGCAUUAUACAGCAGUUCAUCUGAUACUGCAGGUAGAGGAGGAGGACACGUCAAGUCCAUCAGGGGUCCACGCCGAUGACGAAAUGACAGCGACUGGUCCAGUUUCGGAUAAGCUGGCCAGGCUCCGGUAGACGGCCGGCAGACGCCCGAAUACACAAUUUCAGGAAUCUAUAACUGGCUGGUGGAUCCAAUGAGUCUGUACCAGAGUCAGAAGAUAGCCAUUUUCUAUGGGAUAGUAGUGGUAUUUGCUAUUGGCUGGGGCACCUCCACCUACUUCCGAUGUAGCACACUUCUAUUAUUGCCAAAUGCUCUGGGUCAAGAGGGCGGCGCCUUGUUGCUGGUCUUUGUCAUGGCAUCUAUCUAUGCAGGACCGGUCAGUAACCUGGAGCACAACAUGGAGGAGGCGCUGCGAUCCGUCGGCUGUAUCGCUGAACUACAGAUUAACCACACAAAGCUGAUCUGGGACGCCAUGACAACGCCUCUGAAAACCAUCGCUGGUGAUCUGGUGAAAGUUUCCAAGGAAUUGAGAAGAGACAGUGAUAACAUUAAGAAAUUGUUUAAGGUGACAGAGGAUGAGAUGGAAAGUACUGAGGGCUACAACGUGGAGAAGGAGAGAGUACUGGAGGAGAAGGUGGAAGAGGAGAACAAGUCACUGACUACACAGCAGAAGUUUGACUUUAAAACCAUGUUGCGCUGCGAGUAUGUGAUUGAGAAAGGUGUGGAGAAAUGCCACGACUGGUUUCACAAGAAGCAUGAGGACUGUAUGUCGCUGAUCAGGCUCCCCAUUCUCAACACUCUUCUCUGCCUGCCUAUGAAGUUCACAUUCCUCUGCAACAUCCUCAAUGUGAUGAACGUCUGGUGCAAGAACAAUCUGCCAUUUGGAGACAACUUUGGAAAUCUGUUUGACAUGGUCAACGCGACGUUGAUGAAUAUGACUAGCGGUUUCUCUAUCGAGAAGACCGUAAGAACUCGGAACACAUUUGUUGGACUCGACAUAUCGGAGAAGCUCAUCACCGAGGACAUCAGGGAGAACAUCAGCAGGAAGAGGGUGCUGAUAGAGAAGGCUAAGUCACUCCUGGAGAUCAUUCUGUCCUGCGCCUUUAUUUUCCUCUUCAUCACGGCGUAUAAUUACACCAACUAUUAUAACACCGACUUCCUCUGGGACAACUUCUACGUGACCACGUAUUUCAUGCAGAUUGACGCACGCAGGAGAAAACACGGAAAGAGGCACCUGUUACCACUCCUAAAAACUGAGAAGGCUGAUUUUGUGUUUCCAUUGAAGCUGGCCCUCCAGGGUCCGGAGCUGAAGGUUAUGGUGAAGGAGUUUUCACAAUGUCUACCCGUUGUCAUUCUCCUUAUCAUGGCCAUCAUCUUCGACCGGACCCUCUUCAACCUCUUACAUAUAAUUUCAAAGCAUUCCCAGGUGUCCUACAACUUCUCCAGCCAUCACAGGCUGGAGAUAUUUGUAGGGGGUGAGUCGAUCAUCGCUCGGCUUCUGCAGAAAACAAUCAGUGCGUUCAACACCUCGUCCGCUACAUUGCACCUCAGCAGCCUCACUGUGUGCCUUCCACAGCCGGUCACCAUGGACUACAUGGACUAUCUGUGGACCUGCUUUCCUGUGGUCGGCCUCCUGUUAAACUGCAUACUACAUGUCUACUGCUACCGGCUUCGCAGGGUGGUGGCGUCGUUUUUCUUCCCACAGAGAGAAAAGGCCAGAGUUCUCUUUUUAUAUAAUACGUCCCUGAUGAAUAGAGGCGAUUACAUCAACACCAUGCGCAAGAGAAUUCUGAAGAAAUUCAGGGACCGCCACCCGGUGAUUAUAGCUUUGAUGGACUUAUUCCCAUGGUUGCGAGUCAUCAUUCGCCGACGGUGUAUAGUGUGUGACGAGAGUGAGAGCAGAUCCUCCUAUGUCUGCCCUACUGGACCAUGUGGCGCAGUCUACUGUCGGCAGUGCUGGAUUGUGAUGGGAAGUGUCUGCUACAUCUGUAAGCCGCGUGACCAUCCCAUCCGUUACCCCACUAAAGACUUCAAUUAGGUUACUUGCACUCACAAGAUUCCUGUUUAUUUAUCCGUUGUGUAGAAAUGUCAUCCAGUUUAUGCUUAAUGUUAUUCUGUUUUAUUCACACCUUGUUAUUCGUGUUACACUUUAUAGCGUUUGUUUUGUGACGUCUCCUGACAGUUACGCAGGUUUUCCUGUUUUUUGCGUGAGGCAAUGAUUGCAUUAUAUUGUUUUGUUGUUCUAUUUGUUUGUGUACUGUUGUGAAUUUUAUCUUUGAAAGUAAUAGAAAUUACAUAAUAAAAAGGAACUCUUGCAAAUCUG